This is a messenger RNA of Penicillium roqueforti, 2520 nucleotides long. Its product is annotated as transcriptional regulator family TF. Gene Ontology annotation, molecular function: zinc ion binding; DNA binding; DNA-binding transcription factor activity, RNA polymerase II-specific. Bases 1 to 2520 code for a protein of 839 amino acids. The transcript has 8 exons. The record is from RefSeq and is a predicted model, not a curated record. Gene Ontology annotation, biological process: regulation of DNA-templated transcription; DNA-templated transcription. NCBI's taxonomy places the organism in Eukaryota, Fungi, Ascomycota, Eurotiomycetes, Eurotiales, Aspergillaceae.
AUGCCAAAGCCCAGUGUCCCCCCAAAGAGGAGGCACCAUGCCUCCAUGGCAUGCGUGUCAUGUCGGGAAAGUAAGGUCAAGUGUGACGGCGGUAAGCCCCAAUGCUCCAGCUGCAUGAACAAGCACCGCGAAUGUCGAUACCAGGCCGUAGACAAGAGAAAACUCCCACUCCGCGUUGCCAUAGAGCUUCUAUCAAGCAGAGUUGAACAGCUCUGUCUCUUCAUCCACGAAAGUGGAUUGGAGGCCCCGCCCAUGCCACAAGAAAAGGACACUGCUUUGGCUAAAGUCCUUGAUGUUCUUGGCUUAACUGAAGUUCAUUCAGCCGCAAGAUACAAUCGAACUAACAGCAAAUCCCCCAAUCCAAACUCCCCAUCUGCAAGCGAUGAUCUGCCUUCUGAGGCACCGAAUUCUAUGCCGUUCUCAGCUCCUGGUGUAGAAAAUGAUCUAAAUACUUGGGCUCAGACCUCGAGAUCACCGGACAACGCAUCGCAAAAUUCUCGGUCGAGUUUUACAAUGCUUUCGGACCCUCACGCCAUUUCGACACUGCCCAUGGUCCUUGACACUGGGAUCUCCAUUGCAGAACAGUAUCCACCAACUGAUGAUCACUCUGAUAAUUUAUUGGCCAAUUGGGACUGGACCUUGGACUUUGAGACAUGCAUUACGCCCCCAUCUCCAGACAUCGGAGACAUUGGCGUAGAACCACUACAGCCGCCAGGGAAACCAUUGGAUAGGGUACCUGAGCCCUUUGAGUCCGCCGUCAUUCAAAGCCCACCCAGCCUCGACAAUGAUUCCAGGAGCACGGAAGAAAUUGAAGAUCUUAUCGACGAGAUUUCUGAUCGGAUGGGCACAUUGCGCUUUGGUCCUGGAGGAAGAGCUCGCUUCUAUGGCCCGACAUCGACUUUCAACCUUGCCGAUGCUCCAGUAUCUAUCAACACUCAGACACAUCGUAUCGUCGAUCAUUUCGAUGACGCAGAAUAUGAUAGACAAGUCCCAUUAUCUCUCGAGGAGCAUCUUCUUAAUCUCUAUUUUGCCUGGCAAGAUCCUUCGUUCCACGUCGUCGACCGAGAAUUGUUCGAAAAGGGAAAGACUGCGUGGGAUGGGAAAGAAGAGACCCCGUUCUAUUCCGAGGCACUCUGCUAUGCAAUGUGUUCUCUCGGCGCUGCUUUUGAGACCCGUUAUCAUCCAUCCUUUGUGACGUUCCCAAAGUCUCUCGGUGAAUUCUUCGGGGACCGUGCAAAAGAACUGCUUGAAAUUGAAUUAGACUCUCCAUGCGUGGCAACAGUCCAAGCACUAGUCAUCUUGAGCAGCCAUGAAAUCGGUAUAGGCUCAGAUACACGUGGAUGGCUCUACAGUGGAAUGGCCCUUCGGCUUGCUUUUGAUCUUGCCUUGCAUAUCGACCUUUCUUCCUAUGUUGCUCGUGGAUCUGUUACCGCUGCAGACGCCGAGCUGCGUCGAACCGUUUUUUGGGCUGCGUAUAUGGUAGACCACCUGGUCGGAUUCUACCUUGGUAGACCUUUCUACACCAACAUGGAGGAUGUUACAGUCAAAAAACCCAAUAAUGACGUCGACUAUCGAGAACCUUGCAAAUGGACGCCCUACGCAUCUCCCAUCCCAUUUGACAAUGAUUCCGGGUUAUUUGACUGUGUGGGGGCUGUCAGUGAACAGGAAGUCUCCCUAUGUGAACUUAUGGCACCCUGCGGCUAUUUUCUGUAUGGAACGUCAGGUAUUCCAAGAGCCUUGCUUCAACAGCUCAAUGCAAAUAAUGUUGCCAAGCUUCUCAGUUGGAAAGCUCAGUUGCCUUCAGUUUUACAGAUCGACCUUAACGAUCACAGUUCUCCUUAUCUUCCACAUGUGUUGCUACUUCACAUGCAAUAUUACCAGAAUCUCAUCUACAGUCAUCGACCCUGGAUGUCAAAAGGCUACCUGCAACCACAACCUCCGAAGGGACCUGGGUUCACUCACGCUCGAGAAAUGUGCAUUAAUUCCGCCAUCUCCAUUGCCAAAAUCCUUGUAUUGUACGAGACCAGAUAUACCCUCCGCCGCAUAAACAUUAAAGCAGUCUCAAUUACAUCCUCCGCCGUGCUACUACUUCUCUUCGCUGCCGUUUCCCAGUACCAAACUGAAGAAAACGAGAAUAUCAUCGCUCAUCUGAGUACCUGCUUCAGGGCCCUUGAUGAGUUCUCUCUAUCCUGGCAAAGUGCCAAUCGUGCUAAAGACCUUCUGGUAAGGCUACAGCACAAAUGGGAGAUUCGUACCCGUGCUACUAAGCCGGACCGUGGACCCGAUGGGGCUAGUUACCCCCCCAGAAAGCGAUCACGAACACUUAAUGGAUCCGACUCCAUAAUCCCGAAUAAUGGAAGGUCUUUAAGCACACAGCCUGAGACGCGCGAUUUCCAACUCGAGUCUGGGUUGGGCUGGAUGCUCAUGCUCAGUGGUCAGCUUCCGUCGGAUGGGGAUGAAGAUCUCUAUUCCUUUGUUGCAAAUGCAGGUAUCCCAGAAUCUGAAAAUGAGACUAGAUAG